CAACGGAAGAGGUAGGUCCCAGUGGGAGACCUAAGAAGUCGCUGAUUGGACGACAGGUCGUUUUACUUUUGAACCGGAAGUUAUGCUGGAGUGCUUCUUUUGAAUGAGAACCCAAGGAAGCGGGAACACAGUCACUUCGCCAUGUAUUGCCCGAACUGUGGAAAGGAGGUGGUUGAGCCGUCACCAAAUUUUUGCAGUAAUUGUGGCAAAAGGCUUGAAGAAACUUGUAUGGCGGAUACUCCACAAUGUUCAACACAACAGACUAUCCCAUCCUGCCCUACACCAGCCCUCAGCACCUUCCUUGAAUACAGAAAAAAGAAAAAUGAGGAGCGACAAAAAUAUUCUCUUGGGAAAAAGGGGUUAAAACAAAAGGACAAAAAGAAAGUUAGGAUAAAUAUUGGAUUGAUGACCAUUCUGAACAAUUGUCUAAACCACGGCGUGGAAAAACCAUUUCGGUUGCAACAAACCCAGAAGUCUCUGCCACACCUCUCCUCAGUCUUGCUAUUAAAAAAAUGAAGGACUUCAACAAAGAUGUCAAAGAUGGACCUUUCCUCCUUCUGUACCCAGAUGGGACAGAGGUUAUUAAUAUCCCUGGGACACAAACACCUUUUACCCUUGCAGCUUACAAGGCUGAAGUUGGCAAGACAUAUCAAAGGAUAUGUCUUUUCCUCUGCUUGAAAAGAGACUUUGAAGAAGUUGGAAAAUUGUCAGACUUGUCCGAUUCUGACCCAGAGAUUGUUAUUAGAAAAUCCUCCGACUUUGAUCUUGCUGAUACACUGCCAUGGGAACCUAUGGAUGAGAGCAGUCGUUUACAACAGGUGGCAGAAACACAUAAUGGUGUUGGGGAUCUUGCACUUGCAAAUGAAGUAAAACAGGUUAUGGAUUUGGAUGACAACAGCAACAAUCCAAGCACCAGUGAAUGUGUCCCUGUCCAGAGCUCCUGUUACAGAGACUACACCAAUCUCUUUGAGCCCAUUGUUAUUGAUGAUGAUGAUGAUGAUGAUGAUGAUGAUGGGAUUGAAUAUUUAACCGAAGACAAAAAGCAAGACCUGCCCCCAGAAGAACAUGCAGAAACAAAUGUGCAGCCACAUGAUAUUAUUGCAGAACUGGCCAUGGGUAUUGACCACAAGAAAGUCAGCCGGUUCAAUAUAUGUCGGACUGAUGUGUGGGAUGGAGCUGUUCGGGGCUUUCAGAGGAGCACAUACUCCGACAAGAAUGACAUGUUCAUCAAAUUUAACGAUGAUGCUGGCUGGUUGGAGGAAGGGUUGGACACAGGUGGCCCGAGGCGUGAGUUUCUCACGCUUCUCAUGGCCAUUCUGAGAAAUCGCCCGAUCUUUGAUGGACCCCCAGAAAGUCGUUACAUUGUGUGCAAUUCGAGAGGUGAGACAUUUUUUUGGGUUUGUGAAGUGGUAGUACUUCUAAAAUCAAAAUUUGCUGAAAAAUCAGCUUAUGUUUUUGUCAUAAGCAGAUCUAAGAUUUAAUUACCCACAGUAAUUCUGUGCUCUGUACAACAGCUGCCAGGGAAGAUGAGUAUUUUUUAGCAGGAAAGAUGAUUGCCGUAUGUAUUGUACAUGGGGGACCAGCACCACAUUUUCUCUCAAAGAACCUGGUCAACUA
This is a messenger RNA of Poeciliopsis prolifica (blackstripe livebearer), 1617 nucleotides long. RefSeq lists its product as uncharacterized. The coding region runs from base 513 to 1481 and encodes 322 amino acids. The transcript is spliced from 9 exons. Gene Ontology annotation, molecular function: ubiquitin-protein transferase activity. Lineage: Eukaryota; Metazoa; Chordata; Actinopteri; Cyprinodontiformes; Poeciliidae. The record is from RefSeq and is a predicted model, not a curated record.